GUUAGUUGUGAAAUAUGUUGAAAAAACGGAAAAUAUGGCCUGAUAAUUGCUGAAAUUGAGAAGGAGUUUAUUGUAAUAUUAUUCAGUUUGUACACAAGAAUGAACAUCUUGGGAGUUUCCAUUGUUUUAUACUUGUCAGUAGGAUAUAUCGUAUGCUCUGAUGAAUUAGCUCAUGAUCUAAAACCAUGUCCUGGAGUUUACUGUGGUCGUGAAGAGUUGCCAGAUGGGACUUGGAGCAACUGCAGUGCAUGCCCACGGGGCUACAGAAGAAAUAAUUCAUCCCCUUUUUCUGCAUGUUCUCAAUGCAAUGAGAGCCCAGUUUUCUAUGACUGGUUGUAUCUUGGCUUUAUGGCUUUAAUUGCACUAGUUCUGCACUGGUUUUGUAUAGAUACAGUGUCAAUGAAAAGGAGCUUCUGCAAGGAAGUCCUGGUUCUGCAUGUGUCAGCAUUCCUUGAAAUUGUUGGUGCAGCAGUCUACACAUUACUAAUGUCUCGUCCCAUAGGAUCACUUCAAGUUAGUUCCUGCAGAGCAGAAAAUUUGUCGGACUGGUAUACUUUGCUCCACAAUCCCAAUCCAGAUUAUGCUGAAACAUUGCACUGCACUCAAGAGGCUGUGUAUCCUUUGUAUACAAUGGUAUUCAUAUUCUAUGCAAUGUCAGUGCUGUUGAUGUUAGUUUUUCGGCCAUGGCUAGCUCGCAGAUUCCUUCCCAAAGAUGGAAAAAUGUCUAUAUAUGCAGCACUCUACUUUUUUCCAACACUCGCUCUCAUACAUGCCAUAUUUGGAGGUCUGAUAUAUUACUCAUUUCCCUAUAUUGUUAUCAUUUUAUCCGUUAUUUCGAAUGCUGUGCACUUUGCUUUCAAAUUGGAUCAGUCAAUGCGGUACUUGGUUGUCAGCACUGUCACAGAAGUACGUAAUGGUGUGAUUUUGAUAGGUCAUUGGCUGCUUCAUGCAUAUGGAAUAAUUGCAAUAACUCAGCUCCAGGAUCCAGUUCUACACUCCUCUCUUGUAGCAUUGGUGCCUUUACCUGCAGUGUUCUACAUCCUGACUGCCAGGUUUACUGAUCCCAGCAAACAUCAUGUAGAUUGAUGUAUAGAGCAGCAGGUUACAUAAUGUGUUUUGCAUUAAUGUUCCUUGCAAAUACAUGAGAUGAAUUUUUGCAAACUUUAUUUAUCCUGAACUUAGUAUUUUUGUUACAAAAAAGCUAACACUUUAUAUUGUAAAGGAUGCAGUAACACAUCAUGAAAAAGGUGUAGCGCUUUAUUAACAUUUAUUACCAUUUAUUGCUCUUGUAUACCAAAUGUGCAUAUGAUGUAUGAAUUUUGUGUUUUUACUACGUGAAAAUGGUAUUGAUCUGUGUUAGCUUAUACCUCAAAAAAAAUCUCGUAAUACACACUGCUGCCUCAUAUUAAGAGUGUAAGAAUAUGUCCCAAAUUUCUUCCCUUGCCAGUAUGUAUUAUAUAUGAAAUGUAACCUGUUGCUACAUUUCCCAGUUACCACGUUUGAAAAGUGAUGCCAGAUAAAUGAAAAAUACUUCUGUGAGUAAUAUAAUAAAAUGUAUGGUUUUUAUAUGAUGGAUCAUAA
Molecule: messenger RNA, 1581 nt
Organism: Schistocerca gregaria
Lineage: Eukaryota; Metazoa; Arthropoda; Insecta; Orthoptera; Acrididae
Product: JNK1/MAPK8-associated membrane protein-like
Exons: 6
Coding region: 100-1086 (328 amino acids)
Biological process (GO): response to unfolded protein
Cellular component (GO): membrane
Molecular function (GO): ubiquitin protein ligase binding
Source: RefSeq, a predicted model, not a curated record